Pungitius pungitius (ninespine stickleback) is the source of this 3051-nucleotide messenger RNA. RefSeq names its product cyclin-I-like. Gene Ontology annotation, biological process: mitotic cell cycle phase transition; regulation of cyclin-dependent protein serine/threonine kinase activity. Gene Ontology annotation, molecular function: cyclin-dependent protein serine/threonine kinase regulator activity. Bases 549 to 1100 code for a protein of 183 amino acids. The record is from RefSeq and is a predicted model, not a curated record. Lineage: Eukaryota; Metazoa; Chordata; Actinopteri; Perciformes; Gasterosteidae. Gene Ontology annotation, cellular component: nucleus; cytoplasm; cyclin-dependent protein kinase holoenzyme complex. The transcript has 5 exons.
CUCACAGCACCCCCGAGGAUGUACUCUUCAGUCACCCACUAUAGAAAUCUUCCAUUUCCAGUGAAAAGCUCGACCAUUUUGUGAAAGGGGUCCCGUAUGUCUGACCCACUAACACAUUUCUGUUUCUGGAGAAGCAGUGACGUCACGGCGGGGCGGAGCCAAGCGCGUUCAAAACACAGCUUGCUCUCAAUCCCCCCCCCUGAUUUUUUGCUUCCUGCCUUCUUUUUGUUUAGCGCUUCUUUUCGCCGCCCUUAGCGCCUCUUUUUUUUGAAGUACUUCUCGCUUUAACGGCUUUUUUUUAAUGUUUUAUCUUGAUUCGCUCUUCUCAGAUGAUGCGGCAGAUUUCCGUUUUCUCCCCCCGGAAACGCGCUUUUUUCGUCGGGAUUCUCUAAACGGCGCGCCGACUGUUGUUCGUUCGCCUGUUUGUGGCUUUCGGUGAAUAUGGACUCGUUGAGAUCAUAAAAAAAGCCUCUAAAUGCACCCGUCGUCGAGGGGAUAUCCCGCGUUUGGAGUCGAAGAGGUGUGUGGGCCCCCGCGCCGCGGGGCCGAUGAAGAACCCGGGAGCCGCGGGGAGCCGGCGCUUGGCGGGCCUGCUGGAGGCCGCCCUGCUCCGGGAGACCCGCCUCUGGAAGGUGCCGGUCUUCAAGAACGGAGGCGUCCAGGGUGCUGACGUCUCUUCCUCACAGCACCAAGAAAUGAUCCUGUGGCUCGGAGAAAUGAACCGGAUGUUCCAUUUCUGUCCGGAGACCUUUGCGCUGGGAGUGUGUGUCCUCAGCCGAUUGCUGUCCACUGUCAAGGCCCAAACCAAAUACCUGAAAUGCAUAGCUUUUACCUCAUUGGUGCUGGCUGCCAAAAUCAACGAGGAAGACGAGGUGAUCGGUUCCGUUCCGGAUCUGGUCGUGCAGAGCGGAUGCAACUUUUCGACAGCGGAGAUUCUUCGCAUGGAGAGGAUCAUUCUGGACAAGCUGGACUGGGACUUGUACAUCGCGACGCCGGUCGACUUCGUUCACAUCGUGAGUUGGCAGACGUUCCUGUUCUUUCUUUCUUUCUUUUUAUCACAACUGCUCCCGAGCUGUCGGAGCAAGAGUGAGCUGGACUAAAAACAGCUUCGUGCUUCCUUCAACCAUUCGUUUACAAAUCCUCACAAACGCCUGCACUCUUAGUAAAGAAAAGUUAGUCAUUGUGCCCAUUAUUAUUAUUAUUAUUAUCAUUAUUAUAAACUCCAUUCCGUUGUGGUUGGAGUGUGUCCUUCCCUUUUUGAAGUCAUCACCAAUUAAUUCUAAUGCAAAUAAUAAAGUCAAAGGAUACAAUUUGGUUUUCCAAUAGAUCAGAAUAAAGUUGACUGAAUUUAAUAUUAGUUAACAUACAUAAUAUUAAAAAGAAAUAUAAUUGAAAGGUGCUUGACCGUGGUUAUAAAACAUACCUUGUUAUAAAGUCUUUUUAAAUAACUGUCACUACUUUUUAUGUAAGUUAGUAUGUUUUAAGUAAAGUUUCAUGUUUACUUUAAAAUUUGCAAUGUCUGCAAUCUGUAGCAAAAGUAGCAUUGUAACUUAAAUCCUGUGCGUGUGUGUGCGGAGGAAAAACAAAGCAACAAAGACACGUUUUAAGCACACGAUCUGAACAUCGCUGUGUCUUCAUGACUGCGAGCUGUUUGCAGAAUAAGAGGCACUUCUGACUUCCUCCUUCCUGCAGAACCAGAGGGUUAGAAGAAUUCGAUCGAUCCUCACCAGACUUAAGAGAGACGCUUUGCUGUUUGGACUGUUUCCAGUGUCGUAGUUAGAAAUCCCAUACUGUGUCACUGAGUUUAUGGCACUAUAUCGUUUAACCGCUUGACUCUGUAGUUUAAUUAUUAAACUCCCACAAAUCAUUGAUUUAAGGCAGUAACCACCAAAUGAACUAAAGCACACGCACACACGCAUCAUUUAGGCCCCCCUCCCCCCACCCCCCAAUGCUGUUGGGCCUACGGCUGUAUUCAUAAGGAGUUUCACUUGACAUCAUCCCAGACGCAAUGAUCUUAAAGGUCACUAAGUGCAACGCGGCUGGAAAAAAACUCUUAACUUGUGUCAAACGAAUGCUUUAUGGACACAGCGCGCCAUUUUCUCCAAGGACAGUUUCACACUCGCAGUGUAUUGAUUCACACUAUUCAGAAGAUUUCCAUUGAACUUCCUCAGUGUUGGGGACACCAUAGCCCCCCCCUUCCCCCCCAUGUUAUUCUUCUACGACAAAUAAACAGCCUAGUAUUGUUUUCUUUGCGAUUAUUCAAAUUUGGACUGAUUCAUUUUGUUAAAGCCACAAACCAUAAAAACUGGUCCUUCCCCAACAACCUGACUGGUAUAGGUGUCAUAUUAUUGUCCCCUCACUUCGCUUUAGAUAUUACAAAAAGACUUCAAAUUAAGACACAAUGUAUUGAUAAAAACUAUAAUAAAAUAAAGAUUUAAAUAUUUUCUCUUUAUACUAUUUGAAUAAAUACUUUUCACACUUACAUCCCCCCCCCCUCCUGCCCCGCAGGAAUUACUCUGCAUUCCCUUUGCUAAAUGCUCUCUAAAACAGCAAUCAAUAAGAUCUAUUAGUCCCAGACUCGCCACCAUGACACUUUUGAUAUGGAUCAAUUACACUCUUUCUCUCCGCCUCUCAAUGUGCUUCGAUAAAGGCCGACUCAAGUGGGGAAUUUCAAAUCUUAACACAGAACUUUCCUUUGUUUGCUACGUCACAAAAAUUCCCCUAUUUCCCCUAACGUGAAGUGGGAGAACUCGGUGCAGGGACUUCCUGUUUUUUUAUUGUUGUUUUUUUUUUAAGAUUAACGAUGUCCAAAGCAACCGUUUCCCUCCUGCGCCACGCAGCAGAAUCUGCCUCCAGUGAACUCCCCCUUUCUUUAACAACCGGGCGGCACGAAUGAAAGGAAACGCAAAGACCUCCGACUUGACAAAGAGACGUUACAUGAUAUUCAUCCUGUUUUCUUGGCCUGGCCUUGGUAUGAAGAAAGGGGCCUAAGCUCAAAAGAGGAGCCUCCUCCUCCUCGGGGUCGCGAUAGGCCGCUCCGGCCUACACAUG